AUGAACCAACCGACGAUCGCCAACACCGGAGACGAUUCCCCGCCAAAAGCACCGGUCAACUUUCGUCCAAUUCGGAUCAAAAUCGGCGUUUUGGAGAAACAAGAGGGAACAGCCUACGUCUCGUUCGGGAAAACGGAAUGCGUCGUGCAAGUGGUUGGACCGAGAUCAUCACGUUCACCGCUUGUGGCCGAGAAGGGGAAACUAGAGGUGACGGUGUGCGGAGCGGAGGGAUUGGUUGGACCGCUGAAGGACGCGAUGACGACAAUCAUUCAACUACACAAAUACCCCCGUGCAUCGAUCUCGUUGAACGUCUCCGUACUCGCCGACGAUGGGGGACUCGUGCCGGUGGCUAUGAUUGCUUCGUCGCUUGCGCUCAUCUCUGCGGGAAUUGAGGUUUACGAUGUCUGCACGGCUGCAAGGAUUCUGCUGAUGAAAGACGGACAAACGAUCGUUGAUCCACCGGGUCCAAUGCGCGAGCUCCCCGAUGGUUCCGUUCUUCUCACCGUCGUCAUCAUGCCCGAGCUCAAUCAAAUCGCCUACUCGGAGAUUUUGGGUAAAUUUCGACCAGUCGAGGUUGAGGCGAAAAUCGGCGCAGCUAUCGAGGCGGCCAAUCGACUGUAUCCACUGAUCAAGAAAGCUUUAAUCGCGCACGUGCAACGACGAAUCGAUAGCGGAAAGAAAAAU
Mesorhabditis belari is the source of this 684-nucleotide messenger RNA. NCBI's taxonomy places the organism in Eukaryota, Metazoa, Nematoda, Chromadorea, Rhabditida, Rhabditidae. The record is from the annotation of a GenBank genome assembly.